AAGAACCAACGUCGAAGCUCCAAAACCGCGCACGCUUCUCACACUAGAGACUGGAGGUGACUAACCUGGACCAGUGCGCAGCUCUUUGGUGCGUGUGUGUAUGUGUGUGCUCACGUGUGUGUGUGAAGUUUUAAUUUUUAUUUCUAAGGAAGUUUGAAUUUAGUUGUGUCCGAGCAGCAAUGCAGGUGUCUGUGGCCCUCAUCGUCUCCAGUUCGGCGCUCCUGCUGCUCCGGCUGCAGGGAUGCUGCGCGGCCGCCAAGGGCUGGAAGGAAAUAAGGAACGGUGCAACCGAGAUUUCACCGAACCGGAGGGAAAAUGCACGGCCACCUUAUGAGGCGAUCCUGCAGACCUCAAACAACAACAACAAUAACAAUAAUAACAACAACACUCUGAAUAACAGGGCGAAAAACGGAGGAAGAACUUCAACUUCAAGUUCAACUUCUUACAGUGUCUCCGAGAUGAGCUGCAGGGAGCUGCGUUCCACUCGCUACAUCACCGAUGGAUCCUGCCGCAGUGCUAAACCCAUCCGGGAGCUGCUCUGCUCAGGCCAGUGCCUCCCCGCACACCUCAUGCCCAACUCCAUCGUCCGUGGGAAGUGGUGGAGGAACAGCGCUGCAGACUACCGUUGCAUCCCGGCGCACUCGAGGACACGAAGGGUCCAGCUGCAGUGCCCAAAUGGCAACGCUCGGACUUAUAAAAUACGCAUGGUCACCUCCUGCAAGUGCAAGCGGUUCAGGCCCCACCACAACCAGUCGGUUGCCAAGGAGGUGCCAAAGAGGCAGCCCAACAGGAAGCACAAUCGCUUGUCACAGGAUCGGAGCAGCAACAGCAUGCCACUGCUGGACAACGCAUACUAAAGCAGCCAAGGACUGAACACUCAUACAUGUUACUCAUAAACCAACAUAUCUCCUUCAUAGAGGGAAGGGAUGCAAGAGAAAACUCAAAGAGAAAGAAUUAAUAAGCUAAUUUCUGGUCUGAUUCCUUGCAUGACAUAAUGGAUCAGCGCCAGCAGUGACUGGUCAGGAGAUGACCUGUCAGAUCUUCCUUUCAAACAGAGUGCUUGUAAAGAUAAUAAGAAAACUUCCCUAAAUCCUCGACCCCCAUCUGUACAAAUAUCCAACGGAAGCAGAACCUAACUCAGUUUAAAGCUCCGGAGAAGCAUCUUCUCUCUAAACUGGCCGAAAUCCAUCUCCUGAUGUGUCUGGGUUGCUGUGGGAUUUUAAAAGGUUCCCUGAAAGUUGCCCUGAGACAGACCUGCCGAUCACAGCAGCUCUUUACUUAAAAAUUAGGAAAGCAGCGUCAGAAGAGAAAAAGAAACAAAAGUUUAUCACCUUCGACACUAUUGAUGAGGGGUGGGGUCAUUAGGCAUUUCUGUAACUCUUAGUUCAUUCCUGUGUUAGGAUUAAGUCGAACAAAGCAAUUUCCUCUACAUAUGACUAGUUUCUGCUGGCUGGUGUCAUGCAGAAAGAAAGUGCACAUGGUGUGUAGGAGGCAUCAGAAAGCGUUACACAGGGGCAGAGCUCUCUCCAUCACACCCACACUGGAAUGUUGUUGCACCGGGCCAAGCUGAGCAGGGAUGGAGCCAGAAUCCAUCUGUUGUGCUAGCCAGCAAGAUUCAAGAAAGCCCCACUCCUCUCUGUAAAUAAUCCAGGCAGGAAACAGACAAAGACUAACAAAAUCUUUUACAAUGACUUUGUUUCUCAAUGUACUGAAGGAAGAGGAAACAGCUAUGCCCAGUGUGUUACGAGUUGAACUGAACUUUCAGAGAAUAUUGACGACAUUCCUACUAAUUCUCAGCUCUGCAAUGUUUUUCCCCAUACAUUUCUUCAUAAUUUCAAAUGUUGGCUGCGUUUUUCCCCAAAACAUACAUUGACAUAGCAACUUGAAGUAGGUUCAGCAUGAUUGUACAUAACAAAUCUGCACGCUUGGGAUGGAGGGAAGGGACCCAAAGAAGGACUCUUUAAAAAAAGAAUGAACUGCAUAUUUAUUUUUUAUGUCCACAUUUAAAUUAUUUAUGCAAUCUUUUGUAGCAACCGAUAGUCAUAAUUGUCAUAUAGUGUGAUAGAGAAAAUAAAAGAUUAUACAGUACAUGAAUAAAAGUAAAGGCAGAUAUAUUUCAACAAA
Messenger RNA from Girardinichthys multiradiatus, 2124 nucleotides. It is a transcript of the gene sost, whose product is annotated as sclerostin. Gene Ontology annotation, biological process: negative regulation of BMP signaling pathway; ossification; negative regulation of Wnt signaling pathway. Gene Ontology annotation, molecular function: BMP binding. Bases 180 to 857 code for a protein of 225 amino acids. The transcript has 2 exons. The record is from RefSeq and is a predicted model, not a curated record. Lineage: Eukaryota; Metazoa; Chordata; Actinopteri; Cyprinodontiformes; Goodeidae.